Molecule: messenger RNA, 387 nt
Organism: Grammomys surdaster
Lineage: Eukaryota; Metazoa; Chordata; Mammalia; Rodentia; Muridae
Gene: CUNH2orf66
Product: chromosome unknown C2orf66 homolog
Exons: 3
Coding region: 1-387 (128 amino acids)
Source: RefSeq, a predicted model, not a curated record
AUGCUGGGAGAUCCGCUUCUCAAGGGUCUUUGUGCCAUGGAUGAAAACGGAAUCAUUAUUUUUGAACUGCCUCUGCUCACCACCAUGUCCAAAGCACACCUCCUGCUGCUCUUGGCUGCCCUGGUACUGACCAGCCAUGUAUAUGGAGCCACACUGAGAAAUGAAGACACUUGGAAGCCACUGAGCAACCCCAGAAACCGAGAACUGUUUUUCAGAAGCCUCCAGGCCUACUUUAAGGGCAGAGGACUUGAACUUGGGAACCUUCCAAAUACCUUCUUUAUGAAUGAGGACCCCAGACCUUUCUCUUUCGGGUCAGAACAUAUUGCUUCUGCUUUUGCAGACUAUGAAGAGCAGAAAAACUCCCUCCAUAAUUCCCACAAAGGCUGA